This is a messenger RNA of Triticum dicoccoides, 1563 nucleotides long. RefSeq names its product axoneme-associated protein mst101(3)-like. The record is from RefSeq and is a predicted model, not a curated record. The transcript is spliced from 3 exons. NCBI's taxonomy places the organism in Eukaryota, Viridiplantae, Streptophyta, Magnoliopsida, Poales, Poaceae. The coding region runs from base 342 to 1280 and encodes 312 amino acids.
AUCCGAGUUGUACUACCAUCUGCCGUGGCGAAAGCGAAACACAGCGAGAGGCGUAGAGUAGCACGCACGCCGCCGCCGCCGCCCUCUUCGUCUUCUCCACUGCUAACCCAACAGACGACGGAACCCAAAUCGCGCAAAUUCCAAUCCGGCCUCCAACAAGCAACCCCGCAGAAGCUCUGCCCGUUGGUGUGUCUCCUUGGUUCCUCGCGCCCGAUUCUCCCCGAUCCGGAGCAAGCAAGCGUGGCCGCGUGCCCCGCCUUGCCGCAGAUCGGGGAGUUAAGAGAACCCCAGGCAAGACCAGAUCGGCAGCGGUUGCGGUUGUUGUUGCGGCUGACGGAGAGAUGGCCGGGGGAAGGAACAGGAGAGGGGCCGGCGCCGAGGAGCUGAGGAUCGGCAGCGGCAACGUGUUUGCGGCGCUCGAGACGCUCAAGAAGAAGAAGCCAGCGGCAGCCGAGAAGAAGCAGGCGCCGGUGGUGGAAAAGCCGGAGGUGUUCUGGGCGCCCGCGCCGCUCACGGCCAAGUCCUGGGCCGACGUUGAGGACGAUGACGAUGACGACUACUUCGCCACCACCGCCCCGCUGUGCCCCGUGCGGGAGGCCCAGGGGGACGACGCUGAUGCCGGCCACGAGGACGACAAGGAGCACUCUGCCCUUGAACAGGAAAUUGAGAGUGAAGAUGAUAGCCUUGAUGAUGAGGUUGAUGCUGCUGCUGAGGAUGAACAUGAAGCAGGAGAUGCUGUCCCUUCUGAGCCGGCAGUUCAGAAAGCUGUAGCUCCACUAGUACCUCCUAAAGAUACCGAAAGACAGCUCUCCAAGAAGGAGUUAAAGAAAAAGGAGUUGGAAGAGCUUGAUGCUGUAUUGGCUGAGUUGGGAAUUUCAUAUGAAUCAAGUAAUGCUACUCAAGAUGAAACAAAUGACAAGGAAGGUAUGGGCCAGGCUGCUGAAGCAGGGAAAAAGGAAGAUGCAUCCGCUCCUCUGGAGAGUAAGACCUCCAAGAAGAAGAAAGCUAAGAAAGACAAGUCUUCAAAGGAGGCAGAAGAAACACUGGAUCAGAACAAUGUGGUCGACAAUGCUGCUGGUGUAGAACCUGAUGAAGAUGUUGCUUCAGUGGAUGUCAAGGAGCGCAUAAAGAAAAUAGCAUCAAUGAAGAAAAAGAAAUCGAGCAAAGAGAUGGACGCAGCAGCAAAGAUUGCAGCAUCUGAGGCGGCCGCUAGGAGAGCAAAGCUUGUGGCAGCGAAGAAGAAAGACAAGAACCACUAUAAUCAGCAGCCCCUGCGGUGAAUUACUGCUCAGAUUAUGCAAUUCCUUAGAUACUGUGCGCCUCCACUAGGAGGAGGCCACCCUCUGGUGCGCAUCUUGGAAUUCUCUAUAGAUGGACUUGUUGUGUGCUGAGCUCUGAAUUGUUCAUGACAGAAACCCUUUUGAAUACUCCCUUCGUGGUGAAAUACUUGUCAGCGAAAUGGCUAGACAUAUUUUAGUUCUAGAUACACCCAUCUUUAUCCAUUUAUGCGACAAGUAUUUUCGGACCGAGGGAGUACAUGGUAAAUGUGGGUAUUUCGUACUA